AGGACAUCAGUCGAGAUGCCAAGAGACAUGACGACAACUGGGAUGGGGUAAAGGUUUUUUCCGUGAUCGUCAAGAUAUCAAAAUGACGCCUCGGUUGUGGUUAACCCUCCUAUUGCUAUUCCUAUACACACCUACCUUACACUCCGCCAAUCACAGCCCAUAUACUAACCGGAUACUUGACAGGAUCGCAAACUUUAUUGCAAGCAACGCAUCUAACGAAUCUAAAGCGAAACUGUUAGGAGUUAUCAUGAAUGUUACUGAAACGAAUCCUCACUCCACAACAGCUCUUAAGACUAUCACUGCCCCAACUGAGGUGGUAAAGGAUCUGACGACUAAAGCCACCAACGAAAACUUAAUAGAACCGAUAGAUCAACUGUUAAUGAAUGCUGCUGAGCCCGGAACAGCAUUUAACGAGCCAGAGUUACUUCGGGACACAGACGUUGUGAAAUUUGAUGGAGAUAUUCUGAUGCAGAUAGAACAAUUUUCCAAGAUGCAGAGAAAUGUGACUCUGGAUUUAUUUGAAGAAGCAUUACAGAAGAAUUUGGGACAGCGACAAAAUAACCUGACGUUGUUAGGUUGGAUAAAAUCUCUGAUGCCAUUGUCUCGUAAGAAACGCGCAGCGAGGCGUGACAUGCGCCGGCUUUGGAAGGAUGGCAUUGUUCCAAUAAGGAUUGACAGCGAUGACUUCCGAAGAAAGCAGAGGAGAAGAAUAGCAAAAUCCAUGAACAGGAUUUCAGAGAACACGUGCAUCUGCUUCGAUAUAAUUUCCAAGGCGGAAGCGAUGGCACAUAAGCCGCAUAUAAGGAUAAUCAACGGAAAUGGAUGCCGAUCGUACGUGGGUUAUUCCGUACGAUGGAAUAAUGGCUACCUAGCUCAGGAUCUCACGCUUGGCCAGAAAUGCAGAAAAACACGAAUUACUACCCAUGAACUGUUGCACGCGCUGGGUUUAUUCCACGAACAAUCCAGACCAGACCGAGAUGGAUUUGUCGACAUUCAGAUCCAAAAUAUCAUCCCCAGAAACCGAGGCAACUUUAAUCGCUUUAGCAAUUCAAUUAUAAACUCAAGAGGCAUUCCGUAUGACUUUACCAGCAUAAUGCACUAUAGCAACCGGGCGUUCAGCUUGAAUGGCGGCUACACAAUCGUCCCUAAAGGUUCAAGCAACAGAGCCAAAUACCUCAAUAAGAUAGGGAGGUCACGCUCCAUGAGUCGGGGCGACAAACUGGCAAUCAACUUUAUGUACAAGUGCCCGAGGAGACCUCCGAAAACUACUCCAAAGUGUCCACAUUAUCCUUAUGUGUUUAGAUAAUGAGACUUAAUGUAUAUCUUUCUCCGAGAUCUUCUAAAGCUCCUCAAAAUGUCGCCACUAACCUAUGUGUGUCUCCCAUUAGAUUAAAUAUGACUCCCCUCCCCGCGAGAUCUUCUAAAGCUACUCCAAAAUGUCCUCUCUACCCCUAUUUGUCUUCCAUUAAACUUAAUUUAGCCCCCUCCCCGCGAGAUCUUCUAAAGCUACUCCAAACUGUCCUCUCUUCCCCUAUGUGCUUCCAUUAAACUUAAUUUAACCCCCUCACCUCGAGAUCUUCUAAAGCUACUCCAAACUGUCCUCUCUACCCCUAUGUGUCUACUCUUAAGUCCAGAUAAUGAUUAACUCUCCGCCAUACCUCCUUUGGUUUCCACCAAAGGUCUUCUCUAACCCCGAUCAAAUAUGUCAACCCUUUAUUUUUUCUUCUUGUCUUCAUUCCUGUGUUUCGCUCAUUAAGCAUCAUGAUCUUGUGCAACAAAAUAAAAGAUUAAACGUUGUUUUGUUGA
Molecule: messenger RNA, 1806 nt
Organism: Pecten maximus
Lineage: Eukaryota; Metazoa; Mollusca; Bivalvia; Pectinida; Pectinidae
Product: zinc metalloproteinase nas-15-like
Exons: 10
Coding region: 83-1306 (407 amino acids)
Biological process (GO): proteolysis
Molecular function (GO): metalloendopeptidase activity; zinc ion binding
Source: RefSeq, a predicted model, not a curated record